AUGGUGGCGGUCAUGGUGGCGGACUGCACCUUCAAGCUGCAAUUCUCCAAACAACGUAAAGAAGAAGCAGACAUGUCCCCGGGCUGCUGAUGUUCUAGCUGCAUGAUGUUGACCAGCAUCACACUGACCACAACAUGACUUCUACUGAGCAAAGAAACAUUCUAUCUUCCCUCGUGUUGGAUCUCUGAAGGAGACGUCGGACGCUGCUCACAGACACAGGGAGGAUGAAGGUGAAGAUCCGUCAGUGGAACGGAGUGGCCUCCUGGCUGUGGGUGGCUAAUGAUGAGAACUGUGGCAUCUGCAGGAUGCCCUUCAAUGGCUGCUGCCCAGACUGUAAAGUGCCUGGGGAUGACUGCCCGCUGGUCUGGGGUCAGUGCUCCCACUGUUUCCACAUGCACUGCAUCUUGAAAUGGCUGAACUCGCAGCAGGUCCAGCAGCAGUGCCCCAUGUGCCGACAGGAGUGGAAGUUCAAAGAAUGAACCUGCAGAGACUCAUAGAGAGAGAGAGAGAGAGAGACCCUCACAGAGGCCUGUUUUCAUUUUUAUAUCAGCUGUAAAUAUCUACGUUUUUGUAUUCCUCCAUCUGAUGUAAUGCAACGGACAAUUGGAACCUAUUGUAUUCUGUUGGCAGAUUUAGUAUGUGAUUAAAUAAAAAACACAACAUCACAUGCACUGUAUGCCUGUUGCUUUGCACAGUACAUGUGAGUGACACAGUGUUUCAUCAGUAUGGUUGAUUGCCCCCCCCCCAACAAGCCCCUGGCAGCGGUUUUGAAGCAUAUGACCUGAAUGUGAGCGUGCUGCUGCUGAUUGAUCCUGACUUUAAUCCCUCUUGAUGAGAUUAACCAGAUUGUUCUGUGUUUCCAGUAAUAGGUCUCAAGAUGCUCUCAAUAAGCAGUUUGUAUCAGAGUUCCUUUGAAAUGGAACUGGAGAUUUUUUAUAUAUUUGAUCAUUUUGAUUCAUGUAUCCAUUCAGACUAACUUUUGUAUCCUUAAAGCUGCAAUAGUGGAGUUUCUCUUGGCCACUUGGGGGCAGUGGAGCAAGCUGAAACACAACAGUGAUGGCAAACAGUUGUCUAUUUAGCCGGGAUUCUACCAACCGACUUUUAGUCAGACUUUGGGUCUGCGUUUCCACUGUAGUCUAAAUACCUGUGAAGAUUGUGCUAAUUAGUCUGCUGACGUAUGAAAAAGCAACAUGACGUGUGACGAGGGCUGCUGGUGGUCUCAGCAGUUCAGUAUGCCCGCCUGUUUCAUCUAAAAAACACAUUGGGAAAAAACAACCCCCAGAAAAAAAUGUUAGGUUAAAAAGUUCUGUUUUGUCCCACUGCAACGGCAAUAUUCUAUAUUUACUGCUGCACAUUGGAUGUAAUGAAUGAAAUGCAGACGAGGGGAAUGAAA
This is a messenger RNA of Sebastes umbrosus (honeycomb rockfish), 1393 nucleotides long. RefSeq names its product APC11 anaphase promoting complex subunit 11 homolog (yeast) (gene anapc11). The record is from RefSeq and is a predicted model, not a curated record. Gene Ontology annotation, biological process: positive regulation of mitotic metaphase/anaphase transition; protein ubiquitination; anaphase-promoting complex-dependent catabolic process. The coding region runs from base 225 to 479 and encodes 84 amino acids. Lineage: Eukaryota; Metazoa; Chordata; Actinopteri; Perciformes; Sebastidae. Gene Ontology annotation, cellular component: anaphase-promoting complex; nucleus. Gene Ontology annotation, molecular function: zinc ion binding; ubiquitin protein ligase activity; cullin family protein binding. The transcript has 3 exons.